UAAAACUCAACAAAGCUAAAAUCUCUAUAUAACCGUCUACUGAUCCUACUCUGUAUCUGACGAUCUCUGUUCUCAGAAACCAAUCGAUCUCUCAUGGCCGCCUCUCUCAAGGGCAACAAUAGGCGCUCUCUGGCCAUGGAGAGGACAGGCCAAUGGGUUUUCUCUCAAGAGAUUCCUACUGAUGUGGUAGUUGAAGUUGGAGAGGCCAAUUUCUCUCUUCACAAGUUCAUGCUAGUGGCGAAGAGCAACUACAUCAGAAAACUGAUAAUGGAAUCGAAAGAAGCAGAUUUAACGAAUAUUGAUCUCUCCGACAUACCUGGAGGGCCUGAGAUCUUUGAGAAAGCUGCAAAGUUCUGUUAUGGCGUCAAUUUUGAGAUUACAGUUCACAACGUCGCGGCUCUCCGUUGUGCUGCAGAGUAUCUCCAGAUGACCGACAAGUACUGCGACGGCAACCUGUCCGGACGGACGGAGGAUUUCCUCAAACAAGUUGCCUUGACCAGCCUUUCUGGCGCCGUCGUGGUUUUGAAGUCCUGCGAAGAUCUUCUCCCUAAGGCGGAAGAGCUUAAGAUCGUUCAAAGAUGCGUUGAUGUUGCAAGCACAAAGGCUUGUAAUGAAGCAAAUUUCCCCAGUCGUUCGCCUCCUAACUGGUGGACAGAGGAGCUUUCAAUUUUGGACAUCGGGUUCUUCGAGAAAAUCAUAGCUGCCAUGAAAUUACGCGGCGCGAAAUCCCUAACUGUAGCCAGCGCACUGAUCACGUACACAGAGAGAACGCUCCGAGAUCUCGUCCGAGACCACACCGGUAACGGCAUCAGGUCGUCGGACAACGAGGAUUCCAACCUUAGAAGUCGGCAGCGGGAGCUUCUAGAGGCGAUCGUCGUACUCUUACCCUCCGAGAGAGCAGCGCUCCCUAUAAACUUCCUCUGCUGUCUUCUUCGCUCCGCGAUCUUCUUAAAAGUAGCCCAUACUUGUAAGAACGAGCUCGAGAAACGGAUCUCGGCGAUCUUAGAGCACGUAACCGUCGACGAUCUCUUGGUCCUGUCGUUCACCUACGACGGCGAGAGGCUCUUCGACCUGGACAGCGUUAGAAGAAUUAUAUCAGGAUUCGUGGAGAAGGAGAAGAGCGUGGCUGUCUUCAACGGUGGAGAUUUCCAGGAGGUUUGUUCCACCGCGAUGCAGAGAGUCGCCAAGACUGUAGACGCGUACCUAGGGGAGAUUGCCACGCACGGAGAGCUCAGCAUAUGCAAAUUCAACGGCAUCGCUAAUCUAGUGCCCAAGGACGCCAGAAAGGUGGACGACGACCUGUAUCGCGCCAUUGAUAUCUUCCUCAAGGCACAUCCGAACCUGGACGAGAUCGAGAGGGAGAAGGUAUGCAGCGUGAUGGAUCCACUGAAACUCUCGUACGAAGCUCGAGUCCACGCUUCGCAGAACAAGCGGCUGCCGGUGCAGAUCGUUCUGCACGCCCUCUACUACGAUCAGCUGAAGCUCAGGAGCGGCGCCGACGAUGCCCACGACGCCAUGAGCACGAGGAGCCAUUUGCAGGCGGACGUGUCGCUGGUGAGAGAGAACGAGGCGCUGAGGUCGGAGCUGAUGAAGAUGAAGAUGUACAUCUCCGACAUACAGAAGAAUUCUUCGGCCGCCGGUGGGAAGGGAUUAGGCGGUGGUUCAAAGAAGCCCACGUUUUUCUCGUCCAUGUCCAAGACAUUAGGAAAGCUGAAUCCCUUCCGGCAUGGAUCCAAGGACACUUCCAACAUUGAUGACGUGACGGCGGUCGAUGUUACCAAGCCCAGAAGAAGAAGGUUCUCCAUCUCCUAAUCCACUUUUGAAGGAGCAUCUACUUCUAAUCCCGCUUUAAUUCAUUUUAAUUGUGUGCUUUGGUUUGUUACUCAAAUCUCAUUUGUUUUGAUUCUGUAUUUUAUAUGUUAGGGAAUUGAAUUGUUGUUUGCGUGACUUUGAUUUAAACAGUCAAAGUUGAAGUUGUAAUCAAGUGAUUUUGUAUAAUAAAUAGAUUGCAUUCUCUCCCUUCGAUUUCAA
Vitis riparia (riverbank grape) is the source of this 2031-nucleotide messenger RNA. RefSeq names its product root phototropism protein 2. The coding region runs from base 94 to 1812 and encodes 572 amino acids. Gene Ontology annotation, molecular function: protein binding. Lineage: Eukaryota; Viridiplantae; Streptophyta; Magnoliopsida; Vitales; Vitaceae. The record is from RefSeq and is a predicted model, not a curated record. The transcript is spliced from 5 exons.